This is a messenger RNA of Camellia sinensis, 2993 nucleotides long. Lineage: Eukaryota; Viridiplantae; Streptophyta; Magnoliopsida; Ericales; Theaceae. The record is from RefSeq and is a predicted model, not a curated record.
CUCCAAUUUCGGGUUGACAACUAGCCGUUACAAUCUCAAAUCCAGCGAAAGAACCAUCCCACCAUAUCUUCAUUCUUCAUCAUCAAAUCAUUCAAAGAUCUCAAAACCCUACUCAUUUUUCUCUGAAGAUUUGCUUUACCAUUCUUUCUCACUAACCACCAUACUCAUCUCUCUCUCUCUCUCUCUCUCUCUAUUCAUCAAUGGCAGUAUCUGCAAACAGAUCUCGUUCCCCAAUUUCAACACGACCAAAUCCAAAUUCAAGAACCCCAGAAACCAAUUCUAACAUGGGACGAAGUUUCAGUGCCAACCCAUUUGCAAGGCCUUCGAUUCUCACGAACCCUAGAGGCCUCCCUCCUGCUACUCCUGCUAACAGCCCUGCAGAUUUUGCACGAAGACACUCCGUAGGCAAGGAAGGUGGGGUUUCUUCUCGGAGCUGCGAAGAGAAAGAGAACGAGAAAGAUCAGAAUCUAAAACCAGUGAAAAUCAGAUCACCGGCUGUUUCGAAGGGUACGAAAAAUUUCAUGACACCCACGAUCUCUGCGGCUUCGAAGAUCAAUUCGUCUCCGAGAAAGAGAGUUUUAGCGGAGAGGAACGAGCCUGUCAGGACUUCAAUCUCAUUCUCUUGUGGAAAGAACGCAUUUGGUUCUUUGAAUCUUUCUGAUUUAACAGAGGAUCUUGAUUCAAAGUCAGAGAUGGGUUUGAAUCAGAACAUGGUUGAUGAUUCAAAUGAGUCAGCAAUCACAAAUUCGGAUCACAACGAGGCGGUUCUUGAGAUUUCUUCUAUCCCCAAAGCUUCAAAGAAAGACUCUCAGGUACCUCUAAAUUCCCAGAAAGUCUCAGAAUCAUUACCAGAUAUGAAACCUGUGGAGUCUAAAUACACCAGUGCUGGUACUGGUUGUAAGAACAAACUUUCUGAUUCAUCGAUGUCGCCUAUUAUAGCACCGCUUGAUGCUGACCCGUCUCUUCGCCCUUAUGAUCCUAAAACUAACUAUCUUUCGCCUAGGCCUCGAUUCCUUCAUUACAGACCCAAUCCGCGAAUCGAAAGGCUAGAAGAGAGCUUUCUGUCUGAAAGCUUUUCGGACACUGAAGUUACUGAAGUAACUACUGAGUCUGAAAGCUUGCAGAAAGAAUCUGAGGAUGAUUCUUCAUCCGAGGCUAUAAAUGAAGAAGUAAAGGUAGAGCCCCUUGUUUCUGAACCAAAGCCAAGCAAUGCCCCAAUCAGUACCCAGAUCUCCAAGGAGACUGUUGAGGCAAAGAUCAAACCGCGAUUCUUUACAAGAUCAAAGUCUGUUGCAUUGCUUUUGGUCCUCUUAAUUGCUUGUUUAUCAGUCUCAGUUACUGAUUCACCGGUAUUUGAUUCGCCUGUUUAUAAAGAUUUAAGCAUGUCCAAGUUCUAUGACCCAUCUGAAAUUGCUGAGUUUGUGAAAGCAAGUUUCGAUGGCUUUGCUGGAAAUUUCAAGCAGUGGCCAGCCAACUCUGUAUGUUACCUCACUCAGCUAAUUCGCAAUUUAUAUGAAGUUGAUAAAUUGGUCCCCUUGCAAUUUAGUAACCUGACUUAUUCGCUAGAGGAUCCCUUUGUUGAUGGGUACCUUAAAGUGGACAACAUCAAGGAGAGAUCGGAAGGAAUUCAUGAGCACAAUGAGUUGGAGGAGGUUGAAAUUGAAUUACUAGAAGGGAAUUUAGAGAAGGGUGAUCCAGAUGUAGAAGAUGAUGACAAUAGUGAAGAGGCACUAGAAGAAGGGCACGGCAUUGAAGCAGCACACUCUGAACCUCAUAGUUCAGACACAACUCAGAACCAAGAGCAACGUGAUGCUGCUUUGCCAAUAACUUCCAAUCCACAAAGUAACAUUGGUUUUGAGGAUCAAUCAGCUCUAACAGUUCAUGAAUUUAGACAUGAAGUUGAGGCUCUUGAAGUCAACCCUGAAGUGGUUGAAACUGGGGAAAUCCUAGCUGAGAUUGACCUCAGUUCCGGUGCCAAAACAGUUCAUGAAUUUAGACCUGAAGUAGAGGUUCUUCAAGCCAACCCUGAAAUGGUUGAAACUGGGGAAAUCCAAGCUGAUAUUGACCUCAGUUCUGGUGCCAAAAUUGAGCCCACUAUAGUAGAGGCCAAUCCUGAAAGCUCCUUGGAAAUGUCUUCUUCGUUCCGCGACAGUCAGAGUUCAAAAGUAGCUGAUUCUUUGCUUAAUUGGUCAAAAUACAAGGUUUCAGUGCAUAAUAUGCAACCAAUGUCUCUGCUUGCUCUGGCUCUAGUGGCAGCGACAACAUUUAUCUAUUUGAGGUGCAACAGAACAGCCACUACCGCGAAUGCUGCUGCAGUUCUUGUUGAUCCAUUGUCAACGAAGAAGAAGACAAUUUCUAUGCCAGAAGAUUCAACCGGGACUCAAAACAUAAGCCAUGACAGACCAUCUUCGCAAAUUUGGCCACCGGAUUUUGAUGUAGUUGGAGAGUCAUGCCCAUCAGAAAUGAGCAGCUUUCAAAAGAGCUCAUCCUACAGCAAGAGAGGACCAAGUGGAACAAAUGAAGCUCAGAACCAAGAUAGAAAACAAAGGGAGGUUUCUAAAAGGGAGUCACUUGCUUCUUCAUCAGAAUAUUCAAUGGAGUCUUAUGGAAGUUUCACCACAUAUGAGAAAAUUCCCAUCAAGCAUGGAUGUGGGGAAGAAGAAAUAGUGACUCCGGUUAGGCGGUCCAGCAGGAUUAAGAAUCAUCAAGUCACUUCUGGGUGACGACUGCACACUAUUUAGUUUCUGACUAUGUGUGUGGAUUAGUGAUUAAUUGUAGUUUAGGCUCCUGGUUCUGAAGGUACCCUCUAUUAAAUCAACAGCAUUCUGUUAUGCUUGUAUCUGUUUUAGGCUUCUUCCAUUUCUUUUAAUUUUAGACACAUUUGAUUGUUUCAUUGGAGAUAGCCCUUUUCUUUAUCCAUUGUUUUUAUGACAUAUUUUCAUUAUUUUUUAGGGUGAUGCUAUGGUACAUUUAUGAGGACAUGUGAUUUUAUA